CCCAUUGGCUGAGGCCGAUACCACGCGCCCCGAUACCCGGCACUGGAGGCACCUCCCAGAAUCCCGCGGCCCACGCCUCAGUCCGCCUGCGCUCCUCAGCCUGGCGGGUCCGCUUUUAGAGGCUCUUUAGCUUUGUCGCCUGCCCUUGAUUUAACUUACACCUUCGCCUUUGGCUCCUUUGACUGCUCGAAGCCCCGCAGCCAGUUCCCGCGGACUUCACCAGCAGACCCAGAAGUGGUGGGUGAAGCAAGCGUCUGUUCCUCCUUGAGCCUGUCAGGAACUGCUGCCUGCCGCCAUCAUGUCUGCUGCAAAUCCUGAGACUCCAAACUCAACCAUCUCCAGGGAGGCCAGCACCGAGUCUGCAUCAGCUGCAGCUAGCCAAGGCUGUGUUUUACCAGAAGGCAAAAUCAUGCCAAACACUGUUUUUGUUGGUGGAAUUAAUGAUAGGAUGGAUGAAACUGAGGUUCGAAGCUGCUUUGGUAGAUAUGGUUCAGUGAAAGAAGUGAAGAUAAUCAUGGAUAGAACUGGUGUGUCCAAAGGCUAUGGAUUUGUUUCCUUUUUUAAUGACGUGGAUGUCCAGAAGAUAGUAGAAUCACAGAUACAUUUCCAUGGUAAAAAGCUGAAGCUGGGCCCUGCAAUCAGGAAACAAAAAUUAUGUGCUCGUCAUGUGCAGCGACGUCCUUUGGUAUUUAAUCCUCCUCCUCCACCACAGUUUCAGAAUGUCUGGAGUAAUCCAAACGCUGAAAAUUACCUGCAGCCCCCAAUAACGCUGAAUCCUGUAACUCAGUAUGUUCAGUCUGCUGCAAAUCCUGAGACUCCAAACUCAACCAUCUCCAGAGAGACCAGCACCCAGUCUGCAUCAGCUGCAGCUAGCCACGGCCAUGUUUUACCAGAAGGCAAAAUCAUGCCAAACACUGUUUUUGUUGGUGGAAUUGAUGAUAGGAUGGAUGAAACUGAGAUUAGAAGCUACUUUGGUAGAUACGGUUCAGUGAAAAAAGUGAAGAUAAUCACGGAUCGAACUGGUGUGUCCAAAGGCUAUGGAUUUGUUUCCUUUUUUAAUGACGUGGAUGUCCAAAAGAUAGUAGAAUCACAGAUACAUUUCCAUGGUAAAAAGCUGAAGCUGGGCCCUGCAAUCAGGAAACAAAAAUUAUGUGCUCGUCAUGUGCAGCGACGUCCUUUGGUAUUUAAUCCUCCUCCUCCACCACAGUUUCAGAAUGUCUGGAGUAAUCCAAACGCUGAAAAUUACCUGCAGCCCCCAAUAACGCUGAAUCCUGUAACUCAGUAUGUUCAGUCUGCUGCAAAUCCUGAGACUCCAAACUCAACCAUCUCCAGAGAGACCAGCACCCAGUCUGCAUCAGCUGCAGCUAGCCACGGCCAUGUUUUACCAGAAGGCAAAAUCAUGCCAAACACUGUUUUUGUUGGUGGAAUUGAUGAUAGGAUGGAUGAAACUGAGAUUAGAAGCUACUUUGGUAGAUACGGUUCAGUGAAAGAAGUGAAGAUAAUCACAGAUCGAACGGGUGUGUCCAAAGGCUAUGGAUUUGUUUCCUUUUUUAAUGACGUGGAUGUCCAGAAGAUAAUAGAAUCACAGAUACAUUUCCAUGGUAAAAAGCUGAAGCUGGGCCCUGCAAUCAGGAAACAAAAAUUAUGUGCUCGUCAUGUGCAGCCACGUCCUUUGGUAUUUAAUCCUCCUCCUCCACCACAGUUUCAGAAUGUCUGGAGUAAUCCAAACGCUGAAAAUUACCUGCAGCCCCCAAUAACACUGAAUGCUGUAACUCAGUAUGUUCAGGCAUAUCCUACUUGUCCAAAUCCACCAGGUGCAGUCAUCACUGGGAAUCAGUUGGCUGUAUAUAAUUAUCAGGCAUUUCCUAUUUAUCCAAAUUCAACAGUUCAGGUCACUACUGGAUAUCAGUUGCCUGUACAUAAUUAUCAGGCAUUUCCUGUUUAUCCAAAUUCACCAGUUCAGGUCACUACUGGAUAUCAGUUGCCUGUAUAUAAUAAUCAGGCAUUUCCUGUUUAUCCAAAUUCACCAGUUCAGGUCACUACUGGAUAUCAGUUGCCUGUAUGUAAUUAUCAGGCAUUUCCUGUUUAUCCAAAUUCACCAGUUCAGGUCACUACUGGAUAUCAGUUGCCUGUAUAUAAUUGUCAGGCAUUUCCUGUUUAUCCAAAUUCACCAGUUCAGGUCACUACUGGAUAUCAGUUGCCUGUAUGUAAUUAUCAGACAUUUCCUGUUUAUCCAAAUUUACCAGUUCAGGUCACUACUGGAUAUCAGUUGCCGAUAUAUAAUUAUCAGGCAUUUCCUGUUUAUCCAAAUUCACCAGUUCAGGUCACUACUGGAUAUCAGUUGCCUGUAUGUAAUUAUCAGGCAUUUCCUGUUUAUCCAAAUUCACCAGUUCAGGUCACUACUGGAUAUCAGUUGCCUGUAUGUAAUUAUCUGACAUAUCCUACUUAUCCAAAUUCACCAGGUCAGGUCACCACUGGGUAUCAGUUGCCUGUAUAUAAUUACCAGAUGCCACCACAGUGGCCUGUUGGGGAGCAAAAGGGAAAUCUGUGGACCGAAGCAUGCAAACAGUGGUAUCUUGUCUGUUUAACCCAGAAAACAGACUGAGAAAUUCUGUUGUUACUCAACAUGACUACUUCAAGGUAUGAAAGGAACACUAUCAUAAUUAAAAAGCACAGUUCUUAGUUUUCAAGUUAGGUGUUUUCCUUGUGGUAUAUGUAUUUUGAGAUUUCUUAGAGCAUUUUUUAUUUUUUUGAGACACAGAGUCUCGCUCUGUUGC
This is a messenger RNA of Macaca mulatta (Rhesus monkey), 2777 nucleotides long. The record is from RefSeq and is a predicted model, not a curated record. Lineage: Eukaryota; Metazoa; Chordata; Mammalia; Primates; Cercopithecidae.